AUGACUUCUCCUACCGACCGUGAUAUCCUGCCAGACACCAUUAAACCAACCAACUAUGACUUAACCCUCUUCAAUCUGGAUCUCGGCGGGUCCUGGGCCUAUGAUGGUCUCGUCAAGAUCGAUUCCAAGGUCAAGGCUGACACUAAAGAGCUGGUGAUCAAUGCCAAAGAGCUGGAAAUCCAGAAAGCACAAGUAUUUGCAAAAGAUGGCAAAUCUCCCAUUACCUCAUCCACAGACGUUUCCUAUGACAAGAAGAACGAGCGAGCGACGAUCAAAUUUCCGGACAGCAUCCCCUCUGGUGACGUUGUAAUAGCAAUCGAAUACAAGGGCAUUAUCAACAACAACAUGGCCGGCUUCUACCGUUCCAAGUACAAGCCUGCUGUAAGCCCAGCGACUGGCACUCCCACCGAUGGUGAAUUUCACUACAUGUUCAGCACCCAGUUUGAAGCCUGUGAAGCUCGACGAGCCUUCCCCUGCUUCGACGAGCCAAACCUCAAAGCUUCUUUCGAAUUUGAGGUUGAGAUUCCCCAAGACCUGGUAGCAUUGAGCAACAUGCCCGAAAAGAAUGUCACAAAAGGGAGCAAGGAUGGUCUGAAGAAGGUAGCUUUUGAGAAGACUCCAGCCAUGAGUACAUAUCUCGCUGCGUGGGCUAUUGGUGAUUUUGAGUAUGUUGAGGCAUUCACUGAGCGCAAAUACAACGGGGAAAACCUACCAGUCCGAGUAUAUACUACGCGCGGUCUUAAAGACCAAGGUCGUUUCGCUUUGGAGCAUGCCCACAAGACGAUCGACUACUUUUCUGACAUUUUUGGUAUUGAGUAUCCUCUUCCGAAAUCCGAUCUCCUUGCUGUUCACGAGUUUGCGAUGGGUGCCAUGGAAAACUGGGGGCUCGUCACCUACCGAACCACUGCUGUCUUAUAUGAUGAAGGGAAAUCCGAUGCAAAAUUCAAGAAUAGGGUUGCGUAUGUUGUUGCCCAUGAAUUGGCUCAUCAGUGGUUUGGCAACCUGGUCACCAUGGAUUGGUGGAGCGAGCUGUGGUUAAACGAAGGUUUUGCAACAUGGGUCGGUUGGCUUGCAGUUGACCACCUUCAUCCCGAGUGGAAAGUUUGGAGUCAGUUUGUGGCUGAAGGUUAUCAACAAGCUCUCCAACUAGACUCUCUCCGCGCAUCUCACCCCAUCGAAGUCCCAGUCCGGAAUGCCCUGGAGGUCGACCAAAUCUUUGAUCAAAUCUCCUACCUCAAAGGAAGCUCUGUAAUUCGGAUGUUGAGCAACCACCUUGGCCAGGAAGUCUUUCUAAAAGGUGUUGGCGACUAUCUGCGGGCGCAUGCCUAUGGGAAUGCAAGAACAACCGAUUUGUGGGAUGCUCUCAGCUCUGCUUCUGGUCAAGAUGUCUUGUCCUUUAUGGACCCUUGGAUUCGCAAGAUUGGAUUCCCAGUCGUGACGGUCGCUGAAGAGCCUGGUCAGAUCUCUAUUCGUCAAGAACGAUUCUUAAGCACGGGCGACGUCAAAACAGAAGAGAACGUUACUACAUGGUGGAUUCCUGUCGGCCUCAAAACUGGAAAUCCUUCGAAAAUCGUUCACAGUGCUCUAACCGCUAAGGAAGACACAGUACGUGGCAUUGACGAUGAAUUCUACAAGAUCAAUGCCGACCAAAGCGGGUUUUAUCGAACGAAUUAUCCUCCUCCGCGUUUGAUUAAGCUUAGUGAAAAGCAAGAUCUUCUCUCCGUAGAAGAUAAAAUUGGUCUAUUGGGCGAUGCAACAGCACUUGCAGUUUCGGGUCAUGGAACAACCUCUGCCCUGCUUGCACUUCUAGAAGGCUUUCAGAAAGAGCGAAAUUUCCUAGUGUGGCAGGCAAUUCAAGGGUCCUUGUCAAAGGUUCGAUCUGUGUUUGCUUCUAACAAGGAGGUAGCCGCGGCUUUGAAAAAGUUCACACUGAGAUUGGUGUCCCCUGCGGCCGAAUCGAUUGGCUGGGAAUUCCCCAAAGAUGAGGAGUGGCUGACAGGGCAGUCGAGAAAACUUCUUCUCGCCGCUGCAGCAGGUGCGGGCCACGAAUCUAUUAUCGCAGAGGGGAAGGAAAAGUUCGCCGCCUGGAAUUCUGGUGAUGAGAAGGCAAUCCACCAAAAUCUUCGGGGCGUUGUCUUCAAUAUGGCCAUCGCAAAUGGAGGACAAGAAGAGUUUGAAGCUGUCAAAGCCGAGUUCCUCAGAACUACUUCUGUGGAUGGUAAAGAGAUUGCUAUCCAAGCUCUUGGCCGAUCGAAGAACUACGAUAAUGCACUGAGCCUACUAGAUUUUGUGACAUCUGACUCUGUCCCUCCACAAGACGCUCACAGCGGUAUCAUCGCCGUCGCAGGCAACGCAGAGACGCGGACAGCUGCUUGGGAAUUCACCAAGAAUAACUGGCCUAAAGUUCAAAAGAGACUCGGGGGUACGAGCGUUGUCAUCGACCGCUGGAUCAAAAACGGACUGGUCAAUUACGCCGAUACUGCAAUUCGAGACGACAUUGCGGAAUUCUUCAAGGACAAGGAUACGGGUCCCUUCAGUCGAAGUCUGGUCAUCAUUUCUGACACGAUCACCGGUAAUGCAAAUUACAAGAUGCGCGAUGAAGCUCAGGUACUGGAGUGGUUGAAGAUGCAUGGUUAUGCCUAA
Exophiala aquamarina CBS 119918 is the source of this 2643-nucleotide messenger RNA. Its product is annotated as glutamyl aminopeptidase. NCBI's taxonomy places the organism in Eukaryota, Fungi, Ascomycota, Eurotiomycetes, Chaetothyriales, Herpotrichiellaceae. Gene Ontology annotation, molecular function: peptide binding; zinc ion binding; metalloaminopeptidase activity. Gene Ontology annotation, biological process: proteolysis; peptide catabolic process. The coding region runs from base 1 to 2643 and encodes 880 amino acids. The record is from RefSeq and is a predicted model, not a curated record. Gene Ontology annotation, cellular component: cytoplasm. The transcript is spliced from 5 exons.